AUGUCAAAUCCAAUUCCUCAGCUAGUAAAUAUAUCUCAUGCCUUGCAAUCUAACAUGGUACAACAGAUUAGAACAGACGUUGCAAGUUUUACACAACCAGGUGAACUAUCAACAGAUCAAGUAAAUAAAAUUGAUAACUACCUAAGUGCGUUAAAAUCUGCAUUAACCCAAUUUACCAAUGACAACAAGCAUAUUGAAAACAAUGAUCCUUCAAUGAGUGUUACAGAUCUCGAUAUUCAACUUUAUUCGGGUUUAAAAGCAAUGUAUAUAGACUAUAUUAAUCAAUUAAAUCAAAUCAAAUUAAGUAAUUCUGAAUUGAAACAAAGGCAAGAAGAUGAUAAAAGGAUCAAACAGAAUAUUAAACUACUAAACGAUAUCAAUGAAACACUACCGAUUAAAUCUGCUGAUGAAAGGAGGCUGUUCUUUAAAAAUUUAACAAUUAACGAUAAUUAUAAAUUUGUUCUAAAAUCUAAUGAUCUUUUAGCUUCAGUAGUAAAAUUAUGUGAACUGGAUCUAUCUACAACGGAAAAUAUUAAGUCAUAUAUCACAUUUUUAAAAUCAAUUGGUUACUCAAAAGAAACCUUGAAGAAAGAAUUACCAUCAAGCAUAACCAAGCCAAUUGAUGAAAAAGUAAAAAUCAAAAAGACAAAAUCUCCUAAAAAUAGCAUUGUAGUUGGUAUGGCCGCCGGUAGUAAUAAUAGUAACAGUAGUAUCAGUAGCAGUAACAGUAGUAAUUCCUCAGUAACUGAGAGUUCAACUGUUUUACCAAAAGUUAAAAAAAAGCGAGAUAUCUAUAUUGCUAACGCUACAGGUAAAAAAGAUAAAAAUUCUAGCUUAUCUGGUGAAGUCCUUAACAAAGAUACAGAUGUUAUAUUGCUGAAUAAUAAAGAAAAGAUGAAUGAUGCUGCCGGCGAUGACGAUGGAAAGGCAAGCUCACAGGUAGAAGAGAACAAAAAGAAAAUAUCUUUCUCGAAAUACUUAAAAAAAGAUGAUAGCGAUACGACGGCGACUGAAAGUCCCAAAAGAUCUGCUUCUUCUAAAAACGUCUCACUGGAUGAACCUACCAGUAAAAGAAUAAAAAACGAUGAUACAAAUGAAGUUAAGCCAAUCUCAAUUUUGAAAAAUGGUGAAAAUAUAAGAUCAUCUUCAAGAGUGUCUAAAUCCAUGAAUAUUAACUUUUCCGAUAAUUUGAUGUUAUAUGGUGAUGAUCUUCCAGAUUCAGGCCUAAAAGUGACCUCGUCGGAAUUGAAGAAGAUUUUAAAACCAUUUAAAGAAGGUGAACCAAAUGAAAAACUACAUUUUGGAGAUUUUAGAGUCAGGCCGAUGAAACUCAUUCCUUUAGUCUCUCAGAGUAUGAAUGUGGAAGAGAUUAUGGAUAUUUCUGAAUUGAAAGGAGGACCGGUCUCUUGCCAAACAAGAACACCGCCUUUUUAUAGAGAAGAGUUUCAAAAUUUUAACAAGGAACUAAAAAAGAAGCCACCAAGAGAACCUAUUCUCUCAAGCGAAAAUGAAAAUAACAAUGACGCACAUGAAAAUGAUAAUUCGAUGCCACUUGUGGCCAAAGCAUUUGGUAAAAAUGCCUUGCUGUUGAAAAAGGACAGAGGUGGUUUACCAUACAAACGUGUUCCGGAAAUACCCAGGAAUAAUUAUCCACCAAAGCAUAUUCGAUGA
Kazachstania africana CBS 2517 is the source of this 1671-nucleotide messenger RNA. It is a transcript of the gene REF2, whose product is annotated as RNA-processing protein REF2. The coding region runs from base 1 to 1671 and encodes 556 amino acids. NCBI's taxonomy places the organism in Eukaryota, Fungi, Ascomycota, Saccharomycetes, Saccharomycetales, Saccharomycetaceae. The transcript has a single exon. The record is from RefSeq and is a predicted model, not a curated record.